GGGGUCUGAUCAUCACCUGGAGCACGCACGCACUCGCUCCCCGCUCACCUGCCGCGGGUGGCCACAGCUCGCGGGCUCUGUCGCCUGCCCUGAAGGAGAAGCCACAGAGAGCUGCGAGUUCGGCGGCCCUGGUGGCGAGGCGCAAACAUGGGCCAGGCGGUCAAGUGGAACAGAAAGGGGGUGAUCGUUUGCGCCGUCGCGAUCGCCACAGGAGCGGUCUUCCUCGUGUGCGUCCGGAGUCACAGCGUGCCCAGGGAGCCGCGCGGACACGGGGAGACCUGGGGCCUGAGCCGCUACGAGCUGCCGGACAUGGACCCGCGCUUCCCCGUGAACUGCUCUGCGGUGGUGCGAGGCGACGAGGAGAGCAUCGCCGAAGCGAUGCUGCUCUCCAUCACCGUCGAGUUCAACAAGCGGCGCCCGCUCGCAGAGGACGAUUACCUGAGGAUGACGCGCGACUGCGAUGCGUUCAAGCGCGACAGGAGGUACGUGACGGUGCCGCUGAGCGACGAGGAGGCGGCCUUCCCCAUCGCCUACUCCGUGGUGGCCCACCACCGCGUGGACAUGCUGGAGAGGCUGCUGCGCGCCAUCUACGCGCCACAGAACGUCUACUGCCUCCACGUGGACCAGAAGUCGCCGCCGCCCUACCAGGAGGCGGUGCGCGCUCUCGCCGCGUGCUUCCCCAACGUCUUCCUGGCCAGCCGGCAGGAGCGGGUGGUCUACAGCUCCUGGCUGCGCGUGCAGGCCGACCUCAACUGCAUGCGGGACCUCGUGGCGGCGCCGCAGCCCUGGAAGUAUUUCAUCAACCUGUGCGGCCUCGACUUCCCCAUUAAAACCAACCUGGAGAUGGUGCGAGCGCUGCGCACCCUCAACGGGAAGAACAGCAUGGAGUCCCUGCACACUCCGCGGGACAAGACGGUGCGCUGGGAGAUACGCCACGAGAUCGUGGAUGGCGAGCUGCGCUCCACGCACGUCAGAAAGUCCCCUCCGCCCAUCCCCACGCCCAUGUUCUCCGGGAACGCGUACAUCGUGGUGACGCGCGCCUUCGUGGAGCACGUGCUGAGCGACCCCACGGCGCGGGCGCUCAUCGAGUGGGAGAAGGACACGUUUAGCCCCGACGAGCACCUGUGGGCGACGCUGCAGCGCCUGCCCGGGGUGCCGGGCUCCUCGCCGCCGCACGACAAGUACGACGUGGAGGACAUGAUGGCCAUCGCGCGCCUCGUGCGGUGGUCCUACAUGGAGGGCGACACGCUGCAAGGGGCCGCUUACCCGCCCUGCCGCGGCACCGUGGUGCGCUGGGUGUGCGUCAACGGCGUGGGCGACCUCCCCUGGGCGCUGCAGCAGCACCACCUCUUCGUCAACAAGGUUGACUCGGCCGUGGACGACGUGGCCGUGCACUGCCUCGAGCGGCACCUGAGGAGCAAGGCCCUCGGGGAGGCCGUGCGCCCCUGUGCCGGGGCCGGCGCCAGCACAGCCGCCUGCGAGGAGACGCGGCCCCGGCACGUGGCGGAGCGCGGGGCCUAAGAGGAGUCGUUUCGAUGGCUCCUCUUCAGAAGAGUCGUUCUGUGAGCCACGGCGGAUGCACGCCACGUCGCGUGACGAGGCACAUCGACGACUCUACGCCUUUCAUCAGUGAAGCCUGUUCCAUCCGGUGCCGUUGCUUGUACUUUACAAGUCGCAUUGUUGCCCUCACGUGGGGCGACCUCGCUGCCUCGCCCCACCGGUGACCUUCACCAUGAAUACCCACGCCUCUGGAUUCUCUGAUGUCUGAUUUUUAAGCGGGGCGCUAUGCUUUGCAAAAUUUUCAAAGACAUUUCUUUUUUUUAAUUUUCCAGGGCAGGCUAAAAAAAGCCCAAAAGGUCAAGAGACCAGCGACAAACGGCACUAUUUAUCAAAGUUCUUGCAUUGAGAGAGGUUAUUAGAAGAAUUUUGGAAGAGAGACGAUGAUGGGGUCGAUUUCCAAAGUGGAGCAGUGUCAGGAAAGAAGCAGAGAAGUGUUGUGACUUGCAGUGUGAUGAGUGAGUGAGUGGGUGAGUGUGUUGAUGUGACCUGCAGUAUGAUGAGUGAGUGAGUGGGUGAGUGUGUUGUUGUGACCUACAUUGUGGUGAGUGGGUGAGUGUGUUGAUGUGACCUGCAGUGUGAUGAGUGAGUGAGUGGGUGAGUGUGUUGUUGUGACCUGCAGUGUAGUGAGUGGGUGAGUGUGUUUGUUGUGACCUGCAGUGUGGUGAGUGGGUGAGUGAGUUGUUGUGACCUGCAGUGUAGUGAGUGGGUGAGUGUGUUGUUGUGACCUGCAGUGUGGUGAGUGGGUGAGUGUGUUGUUGUGACCUGCAGUGCGGUGAGUGGGUGAGUGUGUUGUUGUGACCUGCGGUGUGGUGAGUGAGUGAGUGAGUGGGUGAGUGUGUUGUUGUGACCUGCGGUGUGGUGAGUGGGUGAGUGUGUUGUUGUGACCUGCGGUGUGGUGAGUAGGUGAGUGUGUUGUGACCUGCGGUGUUUGGUGAGUGGGUGAGUUGUUGUUGUGAUCUGCAGUGUGAUGAAUGAGUGAGUGGGUGAGUGUGUUGUUGUGACCUGCAGUGUGGUGAGUGAGUGAGUGUGUUGUUGUGACCUGCAGUGUGGUGAGUGGGUGAGUGUGUUGUUGUGACCUGCAGUGUGAUGAGUGGGUGAGUGUGUUGUUGUGACCUGCAGUGUGGUGAGUGGGUGAGUGUGUUGUUGUGACCUGCAGUGUGGUGAGUGGGUGAGUGUGUUGUUGUGACCUGCGGUGUGGUGAGUGGGUGAGUG
Molecule: messenger RNA, 2772 nt
Organism: Lethenteron reissneri (Far Eastern brook lamprey)
Lineage: Eukaryota; Metazoa; Chordata; Hyperoartia; Petromyzontiformes; Petromyzontidae
Product: beta-1,3-galactosyl-O-glycosyl-glycoprotein beta-1,6-N-acetylglucosaminyltransferase-like
Cellular component (GO): membrane
Molecular function (GO): acetylglucosaminyltransferase activity
Source: RefSeq, a predicted model, not a curated record